Ipomoea nil (Japanese morning glory) is the source of this 2018-nucleotide messenger RNA. Its product is annotated as pentatricopeptide repeat-containing protein PNM1, mitochondrial. NCBI's taxonomy places the organism in Eukaryota, Viridiplantae, Streptophyta, Magnoliopsida, Solanales, Convolvulaceae. Gene Ontology annotation, molecular function: protein binding. The coding region runs from base 143 to 1753 and encodes 536 amino acids. The record is from RefSeq and is a predicted model, not a curated record. The transcript has a single exon.
UUCAUGCCCUGGACCGCGCCGCAUCAGAUCAAGAAUUGAUCCCUCCUAGAGCCCCUGAGCAGAGCUUAACCCUCAGGCCUCAGCCCAGCCGCCUCCAUUGCUUCGCUGCACCGCUUUCUCUCUCACUCACUUUACACCCAAAAUGCGUAGGUCUACGGCUCUCCACCUCCGUGCAGUUUUCCGGUGGAAAUCUUCAUCAGCAACCGCCGAACAUUGCCUUCUCAACUCUCCUCAAUUUUCACUCUCUAAACCCCAUUUUCUGUCUCCUUCGCCGCAAUAUUCUUUCUCCUCCGCCGUUGCCCAACUAAAAUCACCCUUCUUUCUUUCUUCCUCAGCUCUCAGGUCAUUUUCUUCCGAAGCAGAUGAGCGUACCGGUGGCGGGUCAAUAAAUGAAGAAAGCCCAGAAGAAGCAACGGCUGGAAUUCUCUCCGCCGAGCUUCUCAAGGAUCCGCAGGUAGAAUCUCUCCCUAUCCUGCAAAGACUCGAUCUUUCCUUCUCUCACAUCGCCCUCACACAUUCCCUCAUCCGCGCCACUCUCAAUCUCUCCCCUGAUUCGGGCAGGGCGGUGCUUGGGUUUCUCGAUUGGGUCAAGACCCGGCCCAAUUUCGAGCUAGAAGAUGAGGUUUACUCUUGCUUCGUCGACUAUUUUGGUAGAAAAAAGGAUUUCAAGGCCACCCAUGAUGUGCUUAUUGGUGGCCGUGGUGUUAUUGGGGCUAAAACCCUGGAAUCCAUGAUUGAUAGAUUAGUCCGGGCUGGGAGGCCUACCCAGACAGUGGCCUUCUUUGAGAAAAUGGAGAAAGAAUACGGGUUUGUUAGGAACAUGGAUUCCUUGAAAUUGGUUGUUUCAAAGCUCUGUGAACAUGGUUUUGCUAGUUAUGCUGAGAAAAUGGUGAAGAGUUUAGCUAAUGAGUUUUUCCCUGAUGAAUAUGUAUGUGAGAUGUUAAUCAAAGGGUGGUGUGUUGAUGAGAAACUCGAUGAGGCACAGAGAUUAGCUGGUGAGAUGUAUAGGGGAGGAUUCGAGAUUGGUACGCCUUCGUAUAAUGCGAUUCUUGACUGUGUUUGUAAGCUUUGUAGGAGGAAGGAUCCUUUCCGGCUUCAAUCCGAGGUGGAUAAGUUGUUGUUAGAAAUGGAAGAGAAGGGCGUCCCGAGAGACGUGGAGACCUUCAAUGUGUUGGUUUCUAAUUUGUGUAAGAUUAGACAAACUCAGACCGCGAUUGACUUAUUCUAUCGGAUGGGGGAAUGGGGAUGUCAUCCCAACGAGACAACGUUUCUCACGCUUAUUAGGAGUUUGUAUCAGGCCGCGAGAGUUGGAGAGGGCGACGAAAUGAUUGAUAGGAUGAAGUCUGCGGGAUAUGGAGAUGCGCUCGAUAAGAAGGCGUAUUAUGGAUUUCUUAAAAUACUAUGUGGGAUCGAGAGGAUCGAUCACGCCAUGAAUGUUUUCACGAAGAUGAAAGAAGAUGGUUGCAAACCGGGAAUUAAGACGUAUGAGUUAUUGAUGGGAAGGUUGGUUGCUCAUGGCCGGAUGGAUAAGGCAAAUGCUCUUUAUAAAGAAGCCGAGAGCGAUGGGAUUCAAGUUGAGCCAAAGGCAUAUAAGGUGGAUCCUAGAUUUGCAAAGAAGAAGUCUUCUACUUGCGUGAAGAAGGAGAAGAAGCGAGAGACAUUGCCCGAGAAAAUGGCUAGGAAGAGGAGAACUCUCAAGAAAAUCCGGCUUAGUUAUGUGAAGAAGCCCAGAGGAACACGUCGAGCCCUUUGAUCAAAAUCGCAUUUGAUGUUGUCAAGAAAAACUCCAUGAAAGGUUAAACUUCACUAUAGAGUAAUUCUUUCACUUGAUUUUACUGGUGGCUUCUUGUUUUUAGAUCAGUUUUGCAACAUUAGAAAUAAAUUUUCAGUUCAAACUUCAAUGCUCCGACUCUGCUAUACAUGAGAUUUUAGCUGUUAAGUGUUUGGUUUUGUUCAUUUUAGAGUGUCAAUCAACAUCAGACUUGGUAUAUGACUCCAAGCAUUUCUUUGUUGUUAAA